Molecule: messenger RNA, 4741 nt
Organism: Diabrotica virgifera virgifera (western corn rootworm)
Lineage: Eukaryota; Metazoa; Arthropoda; Insecta; Coleoptera; Chrysomelidae
Product: TOM1-like protein 2
Exons: 9
Coding region: 106-1539 (477 amino acids)
Biological process (GO): signal transduction
Cellular component (GO): membrane; endosome
Molecular function (GO): phosphatidylinositol binding; clathrin binding; ubiquitin binding
Source: RefSeq, a predicted model, not a curated record
AGGACAGUGACAUAUUGACGUUGACAGUUGGUGACAAAGUAGUUGAUCGAGUAUCGAAUACGGAAACAAUAAUAUUUUGGUGGCUCCCUGAACAACAAAAUAAAAAUGUCUUUUAUAUCAAAUGCCCUCAUUGGCAAUCCUUUUUCGACUGCAGUCGGUGGUAGAAUAGAACAAGCCACAGAUGGCACUUUGGCGUCAGAGAAUUGGGCUCUUAACAUGGAAAUAUGUGAUCUCGUCAACGAAACCGAGGACGGCCCUAGAGAUGCAAUCAAAGCCAUUCGUAAACGACUAACUCAGAAUGCAGGAAAAAAUUAUACUGUAGUUAUGUACGCUUUGACUAUCCUAGAAACUUGUGUUAAGAAUUGUGGAAAGAGAUUUCACGUUUUAGUAUGCAACAAAGAUUUUAUCCAGGAACUGGUAAAACUGAUUGGACCAAAAAAUGAUCCACCCACCGCAGUCCAAGAAAAAGUGUUAAGUCUGAUCCAGUCGUGGGCUAGUGCUUUCCAAAAUCAACCUGAUAUGUCUGGCGUAACAGCGGUUUAUCAAGAUCUCCUUGCCAAGGGAAUAGAAUUUCCUCCUACAGAUCUCGAUUCGCUAGCUCCAAUCCAUACACCGAAAAAGAGUGUCUCCGGGACAGAAAUGCCCUUACCCACAGAACCAGUACCGCCGGCUCAAGCUUCGCCUAGACAUGCUCAAACUUCUCCGGGAGUAUUGACACCUGAACAAAGAGCAAAAUUGCAAUCUGAACUAGACGUUAUACAGAGUAAUAUGGCUGUAUUGGGCGAAAUGUUGGUCGAGCUUAAACCAGGAGAAGAACAACCUGAUGAGCUUGAAUUAUUACAGGAAUUACAUGCAACUUGUCAGAGCAUGCAACAUAGACUGGUAGAAUUGGUAAGCAAAAUUUCCAACGAUGGGCUGUGUGAAGAGUUGCUCAGAAUUAACGACGAACUUAACAAUCUAUUUUUAAGAUAUAGUAGAUGGGAGAAAAAUAGAGAUGUCGGUAUGAAGCAGUCUGCUUCUGCUGUGCUAGCCAAAGCUAUACCUCCAACUACCAAACCACCAUUAGAGGCCAGCGAUAGCCUUAUAGAUUUUGACGAUGAUAUAUCUAAGAAUUUGAAUGGGUUAACUCUUACCCCAAACAAGGCCGCAGGAGAUUCAUCAGCUAAUAAAAUUGACGACAAAGUACCUAGUGAUGAAUUUGAUAUGUUUGCCCAAUCUAGGAAUGUUACUUAUGAAAGUUCCAAGCAAAGCGGAAGUACCUAUAAAGAUAAUCUCAAUCCGGAUCAGAUUUCGGGAGGAUUGAGUACUGUAACUCAAAAAAACCAAUCCAAUAAUCCAGAAGAUCUUGAAAUUGAUGAAAUGGCAGGUUGGCUAGGUAGAACGAGUGGCGUUGAGGAAUCAGUUACCAGUAGUGAUUUCGAUAGAUUCUUGGCCGAGAGAGCGGCGGCUGCAGAGAGUUUGCCUUCAAUCGCCUGUGCAACGAAUACCAAAUCGACGAGCUCGCCCAAGGAUAAAAAACCAGAUCAAUCGGCUGCAUAAUUUUAUAAGAUUACAUUAUAGAGUAUUAUUUGUAAAAUUACAAUGCCCCUUAUCGAUAAGUUCUUACUUGAGUGCAGAAUUUCAAAUUAUUUUUACAUCUGAAAGUUGAAUGUCAGUAUAAGUCAGAAUCAUAAAGUUGUAUUAAAUUUUGAUCAUUUUUACAUUAGCGGAAAUUUUGAAAAAAAAUGUAAAAUAUAUCCAUUAUAAAUCACUACAGACAUCAUCAACGCUUUUUAAAUUCACUACUUUAUAUAGUUAGGCUUUCUUAUUCUUUUUGUGUAAAGAUGCCUCUGUAUGCUUUUUCAAUGUAUCUCCAAAAAGUUGUCUUUUGAUCGUUUUCGUGGUCUUCCCACUGAUCGUCUUCCUAUUGGGGAACCGUCCCCAUCUUUACUACUCUAUUUGUUCUCAUUCAGCUUAUAUUAUUGUUCCAUUCUACUCUUCUUUUUAUUACGUAGUUCUUAAUAUUCUCCACCCUGCAUCUCCGUCGUAUAUAUUUACUUCUAGCUGCCCCACAUUGUCCUACCAUCGAUUUUUCGAAGAGCUUUUAUAUCUACUGCUUCUAGCAUUCUUUUUGUCCUCUCUGUGUCUGCAUUCAUUAUUGGUCUGACGAGUGUUUUGUAAAUUCUGCCUUUUGUUUCUUUCCCGAUAUUUUUUUUCCAUAUUGUUUAACCUUUCCGGAACCGUGCUAUAAAAACUUACGCUGCAGGCCGUGCGGGGCAACUAUGUUACCCCAAUAAAAUACUUUAAUAAUUCAUUUAAAUUUUACAUUAUUGUUUGGAAAGUUAUAUAAUAAGGCACUAGUAACUGAAAUAAUUUGUUUUUAUUAUUAAAAAGAUUUACAUUUUUUUUAUUUUUACCUAUAAUUACAAUUUGAUUUUAUUCCUGAUUUUUACAGUCAGGGCAUAAAAAUGUUUUACUUUCUUCUCGAUGUAUGGUACAAAUUGGUUUUCUGCAUGUACUACAUGAUAUUUGAGUCUUUCUAUCACGUGCCCUGGCACAAAAGCUGCAUCUUCGACUUGUAUAUUGUUGAAUGUCUCUGGCAGGGGUUUCUGGCACUGUGUGCCCCGAGGAGUUUCAAUUUUAGUAUAAAAUUUAAAUUAUAUUUGAUAAUUUUUAUAAAAAAAAAAACGAUUUAGUAAUAUAUUUUCUAAGAUUACCUAGAGGGAUAAAAAAAAUAAAAAUAUUUUGAAAAAUUAUAAAGACAAAACCACAUCUGGGCCCUGAUUCUAAUUCAUUUCGACAGUCGCAAUUUCAUUUCGACACCGCCAUGACAGCAACUGGGGAUAUUAACCUUAUCAUGUUGAGACUGCUCAGAAUUUGGGUUGGCGCUUCGGUUUCUUGGAUUUUGUUGAUAGUCUGGGAAAAUUAUCGAAAUAAUAGUACCAUUUUUGGGAAAAAUUAUUUACCAGCUAUUUUAUUGCUAAAAUCGAAUCUUAAGAUUGCAUAUAUUAGUAAUAUGGGGUAUGACAAGUCCGCAGAAAGUGUGUUAUUUUAUUUAUAAACAAAUUAGCACUCCUAAAUCUUCUUUUUUUUUUCAAUUAGUGGUCUGUAACUCCUAUAAUUUUUCCUUUGAGCCAAAAACACUCAAAUAAAAAUUCACCGUAAUUUAGUUCUGCACAAAGUUAUUUUUUUUCCGAUUUCCUUCAACAAAAAUUUUACUCAGAAAAUCCGAGUUUUCCCAAAAAAUCUGCCAUUUUCAAUUAAAAUUUUAGGGAAGUACCUAAUUAUUUAUCAAUAAUUAAAUAAUUGAAGACAUGAAAGAUUUAUUAUAGUAGAUUAUACAGAGGGGCUAAAUUAUGGAAUAAAUUCAUUUCUUUAAAACGGACGAUUUUGGAGCAAAAUUCCGAAAGAGGUCGAUUUUUAUUUUUAAAUUACAAUUUUUUGGCAUAUAUUUCAUACUAGUGACGUCAUCCAUCUGAGCGUGAUGACGUAAUCGAUAAUUUUGUUAAUGGGAAUAGGGGUCGUGUGGUAGGUCAUUUGAAAGGGCGUUUAAUUCUCUAUUCAGUAAUAUAAACAUUAAUAUCAUUAGGUAUUUAUACAGGGUUGCCAAAAAAAAAUUUUGAAUUAAAUUAAUUGGCGCAAAAAGAAGAAUGUAUGUAAUUUAUUUAACUCAAAAUACAUUGUACUGCUGUCAGAAAAUAGAAAAAAAGGUUUAUUUCACAAAUAAACAUUUCUUUUCGCUUAAAUUAAAUCACAAACAGCCUCCCUCCUACCUAUUGGCAAGUUGAACUUUUAAUUUAAGCUAAAAGCAAUGUUUAUUUGCAAAAUAAACAUUUUUUUCUAUUUUCUGACAGCAAUAGAAUGUAUUUUGAGUUAAAUAAAUUACAUGCAUUCUUCUUCUUGCGUCAAUUAAUUUAAUUCAAAAUUUUUUUUGGCCUCCCUGUAUAAAUAUUGAUAUUAAUGUUUAUAAUACUGAAUAGAGAAUUGAACGCCUUUGUAAAUGAGCUACAACACGAACCCAUAUUCCUAUUUAAAAAAAUAAUUACGUCAUCACGCUCGGAUGGAUGACGUCACUAGUUUGAAAUAUAUGCCAAGAAAUUUAAUUUAAAAAUAAAAAUCGACCUGUUUCGGGAUUUUUCUCUAAAAUCGUCCAUUUUAGAGAAAAUGAAUUUAUUCCAUAAUUUAGCCCCUCUCUGUAUAUCAGGAGACCGGCGACAAUCUAACCAAUAGUUUAGCAAUAAUUAAAAUGUUAAUUAAAAAAUUUCGGUCGAAAUAAUAACCAGAAAGAUUAUGAUACACCAGAAUAACUAUGAUUUUCAUAUAAAAAAGCACUAUACCUAUUCAACGUACCUUACAGGAUUGAAAUUGGACCAUUUGAGCGGUCUCAGGAAUGUUAUAAAGAAACAAUUUUUUGGCUUAUAAACAAAUAGAACCCCUCAGAAAAUAUUAGAUUAAAUUAAAUUAAGUUAACGCUGUUCAAAAGAGCACGGCUUCUGUGUCCUUUUCGAAGAAAAACAAAUUGAAUUGCGAGGAGUGAUUCCAGGUAUAACCGGUCAAAUUUGACCGGCAUUUGCGACAGAGUUAUAAACAACAGGAUUUUAAUCUUUGAACCAUUAGAUACCUUUUAAUUCCGGUCCUCUUUGUACAUACAAAUUUUCAUAUCUUCAAGACACUCAUAACAAAAAAUAUUUAUGUCACCAAAUUAUUUAAUUAUUGAUAAAUAAUUACUUCCCUCAAAUUUUAGUUGAAAAUUAAAGAUUUU